AUGCCUUCCGAGCAGACUGGCCUGAAUGGCGACGCCGAACCCAACGAGCGAACCAAUCUCCUCUCAAGAUAUGCCUCUACCGACAGCGGUACUCCCUACUACCAGCACCAUAACCCUGCGAUAAAAUACCCUUUCCUGGUCCUACAUACCACCUGGGAGGUCUUGAAGACCAACUACGUCAAUGUCCUCCUUGUCUUUGUGCCCAUCGGCAUCAUUGCCGGUGUGUUGGACUGGAACCCCGUUGCCCAGUUUACCUUGAACUUCGUCGCCAUUGUUCCUCUCGCUUCGCUUCUGGCCUUUGCCACUGAAGAGCUUGCCGUUCCGCUCGGGCAAACCUUGGGAGGAUUGUUGAAUGCGACCUUUGGCAACGCUGUGGAACUCAUUGUGAGCAUCAUCGCGCUUCGCGCCAAUGAAAUCCGCAUCGUCCAGGCCAGCAUGCUGGGGAGCAUUCUGUCCAACAUUCUCCUGGUUCUGGGCUGCUGUUUUUUGGCCGGCGGUCUCAGGUAUCCCGAGCAGUCCUUCAACUCCACUGUGGCAUCGACAAUGUCCUCGCUCAUGACCGUGGCCACCUCGUCUUUGAUUAUCCCUGCAACGCUCUACGCCGUCACGUCUGAGAACAAGUCACAGGAAGCUAAUAUCAUGAUUCUCUCACGGGGUACGGCUAUUAUCCUUUUGCUCAUUUACAUCGCAUACCUUUACUUCCAAUUGAAGUCUCACGCCCAGCUUUUCGACGAUCCCGAGUCCCAGGAGCAUGCAGGUGACGAGCCCGAACUACUAGGUCCCUGGGCCGCUGGUGUCGCACUGGUUGUAGUCACUCUCUUGGUGGCCCUCUGCGCAGAGUAUUUGGUUGACAGCAUCCCUGCGAUUGUGGAGGAAGCACAUAUCAGCAAGACCUUCAUCGGUUUGAUUUUGAUCCCGAUUGUGGGAAAUGCCGCCGAGCAUGUCACUGCCGUGAUUGUGGCCUGGAAGAACAAGAUGGAUUUGGCAAUUGGUGUUGCUAUUGGCUCGAGUCUUCAGAUUGCCUUGUUCGUCACCCCAUUCCUGGUUGUACUUGGUUGGAUCAUGGACAAGCCAAUGAGCCUGCAUUUUGAGACCUUUGAGACCGUGUCUUUCUUCUUGGCAUCUCUCGUUGUCGUUCUCCUGAUUCAAGACGGUAAGUCGAAUUACUUGGAAGGAUUACUCUGCUUGGGCAUGUACAUCAUCAUCGCUCUAGCUUUCUAUGUGUUGCCAGAUGACGCAGAAUCGAAUCUGCACCUUGGUAAGAAGCUGUUCAGCGGAAAUGCCGGAAGUUGA
Messenger RNA from Exophiala aquamarina CBS 119918, 1293 nucleotides. RefSeq names its product calcium/proton exchanger. The record is from RefSeq and is a predicted model, not a curated record. Gene Ontology annotation, molecular function: calcium:proton antiporter activity. NCBI's taxonomy places the organism in Eukaryota, Fungi, Ascomycota, Eurotiomycetes, Chaetothyriales, Herpotrichiellaceae. Gene Ontology annotation, biological process: intracellular calcium ion homeostasis; calcium ion transmembrane transport. The transcript is spliced from 2 exons. Bases 1 to 1293 code for a protein of 430 amino acids. Gene Ontology annotation, cellular component: fungal-type vacuole membrane.